GGCGGAAGAGGCCGCGGACAUCUUGACGAUGAAUCAAUCCAUCGCUGAUGAUGUACAAUUGCACCGUGAACCUGUACUCACUCGGCUCUCCAUUUUAGCGGGCGAUCGAGCUUCUGUCUGUCAUCGAUGCAAUGCAUGACGAAGGAGGAACGAGCGUCGAGCUCAGCGCGAAGGGCGUUGAAUAAGGAGGCAGACAAUUACUGCCGUCUGACUUUUGGGCGUCUGUGAAAUUCUUCUUCCAUGGACGGCGAUGGGUCGCCGCAAAGGACAACAGCAUCAUCAUCACGCGGUGGGAAUUCUGAUGAUCGAGUAUAAGUCAGAUCCGCAGCCUUCUUCAGUGGCCGCAACGAGAGCCAGAGAGAUUCAUGUGUCAGUCAGCACAUGGACGAUUGAGCUCACCUCUCCAACAAACACUGCUGCUCUGUUCGUCAAUCGGUGUCUGCGAGUCCCAUCUGAUUGAGAGCCUCCGAGAGCUUCGUUCCCCAGGCACCUGCACCUUUCUCCAGGGACCACUCGAAAACUCCGAGCUGAUGAGAAAUUUAUUGGCCAGUGUCUUCCUCACCUGCCGAGACUUCAGACGUGCACAAUUCAUCCUUCAGACGUAGAUCGAUACAGAGUACACUGUGAUCGAGACUAGGUGUCAUCGAGCUACAACAAGAGACAUCGAGAGAAUUCCCGUCGAUAAAUCUUCGAUCGAGGAGUAGGUCUGGACUGGACUUACAUCCAGUGGUUGAAUAUUGUUUGGAUAGUAGGGACGCCAUUGAGAUCUAGAGGCUACGAGAUGGAGUCCAGUGGCCACAGAAGCGGGCAAACUGCAGCAGCAAGGCUACUGCUGGUGGCGGUGGUGCUCGUCCUGCUGACCGCCACAUCUCUCAGUCGACUGGUCGACGCACAGCACGACUACAAGCGGGCGCUGGAGCUGAGCUUCCACUUCUUCGAAGCUCAAAGAUCGGGGUACCUCCCUGCCAACCAACGCGUGGACUGGCGUGCCAAUUCAGCUCUCAAGGACGGGUGGGACGAAGGGGUGGAUCUCGUGGGAGGGUAUUAUGACGCGGGAGAUAACGUCAAGUUCCAACUCCCCAUGGCAUUCACCAUUACUGCGCUGUCAUGGAGCGUCAUCGAGUACAGAUCUCAGCUGAUCAAACAGAACCAGCUGCGUCAUGCACUUGAAUCUCUCAAGUGGGGCACUGAUUACUUCAUCAAAGCUCACACUCAGCCUGAUAUUUUGUGGGUAGAGGUUGGAGAUGGCGAUUCUGAUCACACUUGCUGGCAGAGGCCUGAGGAUAUGACCACGUCCAGAAAAGCUUACAAGAUCGACGCAGAAAAUCCCGGAUCUGAAGUUGCAGCUGAGACUGCAGCGGCUCUGGCUGCUGCGUCGAUCGUGUUCCAGAAGUCUGACAUGCAAUACUCUGCAUCACUCUUAUUUCACGCCAGACAGCUCUUCCAAUUCGCUGAUACUUAUCGUGGCAACUACGACGAGUCUGUUCCCAUCGUAAGGAAAUAUUACGCUUCCGGGCCGAGCAAAUACGAUGACGAGCUGCUGUGGGCGGCUUUCUGGUUGUUCGAGGCCACGAACGACGACGUCUAUCUCGAGUAUGCUGUAAACAAUGCGCAGCUGCUGGGUGGCACGGGAUGGGCCAUGUCAGAGUUUGGUUGGGAUGUCAAGUAUGCCGGCGUUCAAGUUCUGGCGUCCAAGAUUCUGCUGCAACGCAGGGGAGGAAACCAUACGAGCACUCUCGAGGAGUACAAGAAGCAAGCAGAAUUUUUCAUGUGCUCUUCGAUCGACAGAAACGGUGCGAAGUCAACUCAGCGAACACCUGGAGGGAUGUUGUGGCUGCAGUCCUGGAACAAUCUGCAGUUCGUUACCUCAGCAGCUUUCCUGCUCACAGUCUACGGAGACUACCUGAGCAACGCUAGAGAAAAGCUCUCGUGCCCGAUCGGUGGGGCGGGAAUUUCGACUUCUGAGUUGAUCAGUGUCGGAAAGGCACAGAUUGAUUACAUUCUCGGCAGCAAUCCAAAAAGGAUGAGUUACAUGGUUGGCUUCGGAGCAAACUAUCCCAGACGUGUACAUCACCGCGGAGCAUCGAUAAUCUCCAUCAAGAAAGACAGCACAUUUGUCAGUUGCCAGCACGGUUACGACGUAUGGUACAGCAAGACUGAAGGAGAUCCGAACGAGCUGACUGGCGCUGUUGUGGGAGGACCUGAUGUAAACGAUGACUACAUCGAUAGGCGCGACAAUUGGGAAGGUGGUGAGGCUUGCACUUACAACAACGCCCUACUAAUCGGUGUUCUGGCUAGAUUGAGCUCGUGAUCGAAUUUCCUCGUGGAUAAACUGAAGCUGUAGAAGGUACUGAUAGACAAUUUCCCAUAGAUCUCAAGGGAUCGAUCAGCAAGUGCAGUAUACACUAGAUUCUAAAUCUUUGUCAGACAUGGAAAGGCUUGUUGAAGGGCAUGAGAUUGAGUUGCUGGAGCCUUCAGAGCUCGAGAUUGAAAUGUCCUUGCAGACUUUUAUCUGACCCAUGAAGUCUCUGAGAAACAUGUACAGAAGAUCUACAAGCGAAUUUUCUCGUCAUUGCCAUUCGAUUCGAGCUACUCUCGUCUCUUGUGGUUGAAAGCUCAUUGAAAGGCCGAAUUUUAUGCAAGUCUGUUGACAAUGGAAUUGCCAGCAGGAGGAUUUAGCUUUCUGCUGCUACCAUAUAAAAACUCACACUUUCUCAUUUUUCAAAAUGAAGAAAAUAAUUUGAACAUGGCAUUUGAUUCUGUGCUCACUGGC
Molecule: messenger RNA, 2773 nt
Organism: Marchantia polymorpha subsp. ruderalis
Lineage: Eukaryota; Viridiplantae; Streptophyta; Marchantiopsida; Marchantiales; Marchantiaceae
Source: the annotation of a GenBank genome assembly